Messenger RNA from Cylicocyclus nassatus, 1014 nucleotides. Lineage: Eukaryota; Metazoa; Nematoda; Chromadorea; Rhabditida; Strongylidae. The record is from the annotation of a GenBank genome assembly.
AUGUUCCAGCAGGCCGCUUUGAAUCAAACAAAUUCAGUUGUCAACGAUGUGAUGAACAACAACAAUAACACCUAUCUCAUCGAUUACUUGUCCUAUCCUUUGGAGUUUGUUCUUCACUUUGUUGGCCUCAUUAUAACUAUUUUUCUUGUAAGCAUUGCUAAUCGUCUCAAAGAAUUUCAUCUAAACUUGAGGUUUUUACUUUCUAUAGCUUGUGUCCUCUUUCUUGUUACAGUUAUUACCAGACUAAUGUGGUUAGUCAGCAAAUUUACAGGUCUAUUGGUAAUACUGUAUCCCUUUCUGACGUUGAUGGUUACAAUCCACGACGAUGCGUUUAUGGCAUUUACAGUCACUCUGUUGCUUGCGACUUUUGAGCGUCUUUUAGCUACUUGUUCGAUCUCCACCUACGAACGACGGUUUCAGUCAAAGCCUUACUUAUACAUUGUCGCGAGCUUAUUGAUAGGGACAGUGAUAUGCAUAGAGGUAUUUGUUGAGGGAGGUCUGAGGAAGCAUUCUACUACAGUAUUCAUCCCGAUAAUGAUCUGCAUGAGUGUUACUUCCUUAUUGGUAAACCUCUGCUCAUACUAUCUCAACAGACGCUUCCUCGGACUGAGCAUUUGCGCUGCACUUUCACAUAAAUAUCAGCGGAGAGAAAAUUUGUCUGCCCUGGCUCUGCUGGUCCCCAUAACCACAUUGUGGUCGAUGGUCAACAUUGUGCAGAUAAUAUGUCUGAGCAUCAUGUACUCCGAUAAGAUGCGUGAACCGGGACACGAAGCUUUCAUAAAACUGGCUGCUCACAUGUUUACGCAGGUCUCAGCUCUUUUUUCGCUUGUUGCACCAAUCAUUCUCAUAUAUCGUCACCCACGAUUUCGAUACAAAAGCGAACUGAUUCUUUGCAAACGCGAUCGGAGGACUCUGCCACGGCUUUCGCCGAAGAGAGAAACUGAGGCGUACUUCCUCGCCUUAACAAAUUCAUUAAAUCCCAAUAUUAUGGGGAGAAAUCGUAGAAAUGUCUAA